Messenger RNA from Oncorhynchus nerka (sockeye salmon), 7379 nucleotides. RefSeq names its product excision repair cross-complementation group 6 (gene ercc6). Gene Ontology annotation, biological process: transcription-coupled nucleotide-excision repair. The transcript has 26 exons. The coding region runs from base 2745 to 6812 and encodes 1355 amino acids. Gene Ontology annotation, cellular component: nucleus. The record is from RefSeq and is a predicted model, not a curated record. Gene Ontology annotation, molecular function: ATP binding; ATP-dependent chromatin remodeler activity. NCBI's taxonomy places the organism in Eukaryota, Metazoa, Chordata, Actinopteri, Salmoniformes, Salmonidae.
UCACAGCGCACCUUCAAAAGUACAGUAUGCAGGCAGGUGACUUCAUUUUGGCAACCAACAUUCUGCUCUCUGGAAACAACUACGUUUUGGCAGGAGAAGAGGGCUGAAGUCAUUGACCGCCAUGUGUCAUCCAUAUAUGAAGUGGUAGUAUAUUUUAUGUCAUCAACAUAGUAUUAGCUUUGUAAUGUAUUUUCAUUUUCUGAUUACUAAACAUCCUUUUUGUGUGUGUGUGUAGUUUAUUCUAGCUGACGGGAGAACGGACUCCUCAGGUAAAUUAGAAGAAUAUGUAUAAUGUGUUUCACUUUAUAUAUGUGCCACUACUUUCCAUAAUAGUGCAAACACCCUAUCCUAGUCUGUAAUCCCCACAUGCUUCAAGAUGGCCACCAUUGUCCCUGUAACUAAGAAAGCUAAGGUAAUUGAACUAAAUGACUAUCGCCCCAUAGCACUCACCUCUGUUAUCAUGAAGUGCUUUGAGAGACUAGUAAAGGAUCAUAUCACCUCCACCUUACCUGCCACCCUAGACCCACUUCAAUUUGCUUACCCCCCAAUAGAUCCACAGAUGAUGCAAUCGCCAUCACAUUGCACACCGCCCUGUCCCAUCUGGACAAGAGGCAUACCUAUGAAAGAAUGCUGUUCAUUGACUACAGCACAGCAUUCAACACCAUGGUACCCUCCAAGCUCAUCGUCAAGUUCGAGGACCUGGGUCUGAACUCCGCCCUGUACAACUGGGUCCUGGACUUCCUGAUGGGUCGCCCCCAGGUGGUGAAGGUAGGAAACAACACCUCCUCUUCGCUGAUCCUCAACACUGCCCAACAGGGUGCGUGCUCAGCCCCUUCCUGUACUCCCUGUUCACCUAUGACUGCGUGGCCAAGCACGCCUCCAAUUCAAUCAUCAAAUUUGCAGACAUUACAUUGAUUACCAACAACGAUGAGACAGUCUACAGGGAGGAGGUGAGGGCUCUGGGAGUGUGGUGCCAGGAAAAUAACUUCUCACUCAAAGUCAACAAAACUAAGGAGAUAAUCGUGGACUUCAGCAAACAGCAGAGGGAAUACCCCCCUAUCCACAUCGAUGGGACUGCAGUGGAGAAGGUGGAAAGCUUCAAGUUCAUUGGCGUAUACAUCACUGACAAACUGAAAUUGUCCACCCACACAGACAGUGUGGUGAAGAAGAAGCAGGAGAACCUCAGGAGGAUAAAGAAAUUUGUCUUAGCACCUAAAACCCUCAUAAACUUUUACAGAUGCACAAUUGAGAGCAUCCUGUCGGGCUGUAUCAUUGCCUGGUACGCCAACUGCACCGCCCACAACCGCAAAGCUCUCCAGAGGGUGGUGCGGUCUGCCCAAUGCAUUACCAGGGGCAAACUUCCCGCCCUCCUGGACGCUUACAGCACCCGAUGCCAUAAUACGGCAAAAAAAAGAUAAUCAAGGACAUCAACCACCCGAGCCACUGCCUGUUCACCCUGCUAUCAUCCAGAAGGCGAGGUCAGUACAGGUGCCUCAAAGCUGAGACCGAGAGACUGAAAAACAGAUUCUAUCUCAAGGCCAUCAGACUGUUUAACACCCAUCACUAGCACAUCAGGGGCGGUUGCCUGUAGACAUUGAUUAGGAAUCACUGGCCACUUUUAGAAAUGGAUCACUAGCCACUUUAAUAAUGUUCCGUAUCUAGCAUUACUCAUCUCAUAUGUAUAAACUGCACUCCACACUAUUCUACGUUAUCUUAGUCACUUUUAAAUUGUGUUUACAUAUUGCAUCACCCAUUUCAUAUGUAUGCACUGUAUUGUAUUCUAUACUACACCGCUGUCUGUUAAACAGCCAUCUCCUGCACAUCAGAGGCUGCUGCCUAAAGACAUAGAUUAGGACUCAUUGGCCACUUUAAGGGAAUGAAACACUAGCCACUUUAAUAUUGUCUCCGUAUCUUGCAUUACUCAUCUCAUAGGUGUAAACUGUACUCUAUACUAUUCUACGGUAUCUUAGUCACUUUGAUUGUUUGUAAAUAUUGCAUCACCCAUCUCAUAUGUAUAUACUGUACUCUAUGCUAUGCCACUUUAUCUUAGACCAAUGCCGCUCUGACAUACAUGUACAUGUAUAUAUAUUCUUAAUCCAUUCCUUACUUAGAUUUCCGUGUAUGUUGGGUAUAUGUUGUGAAACUGUUAGAUAUUACUUGUUAGGUUAUUACUGCACUGUCGGCGCUAGAAGCACAAGCAUUUCGCUACACCCGCAAUAAUAUCUGCUAAACACAUGUAUGUGACCAAUCAAAUUUGAUUUGAUUUUCAUUUGUUUAUCUGUCAAUACCUUUCAUAGUUUAUUGUGUACAGUUUUGCACGUAGAUCACCAUUGAGAAUGAGUCGAAGGAUAUCAUCCACAUUGUCACGGUGGAUAAGCGGGAGACACAGAGGAACUCUGUCGUGGUGGAAAAGCAGGCUUUUAUUAGGACAAUUGACGAGCUCCUCUUGGAGGUCAAGUUGAAGGAGAUGCAGAUUUCGGCACUAAUGAAGAAAGGAAAGUACAAGGACUCUGUAUUCUUCAUUCCAUUGACAUGUGGCACGCGGCAAAAAUCUGGCCAAGAAAGUAAAUGCGAUGUGAAGCGGAACUGAGGACGGGACGGAAGAUGGCGGAAACUGAGGUUUUGUUUGCAACUGAUACGUCCAGCUGGUGGCGGUAGUGCACAAUUACAAUUGGAUGCCAACCGUCGUUAAACACCUAUCGAAGAAGAAGAAACGCUGUUUCCACGCCGCAUAAUGCAACAGGAUGCCAGUAGAAGAUACUGAGAACCAGGUUCCUCUUAUCCUCUCCAACCCGGCUAGUGCUGCUCUCACCCCGGGAGGAAUGGAGGAGGAUGGAGCCAACAGAGGAACCGCUGGAUGCUCAAUCUCCAUCACUGGGACCAGCCAGGGGGACACUGAGCAGCCUGCAAUGGCCUGCCCAGAUAGCACUGGAUCUGGGGAGGGCAGCAGUGCCAUUAAGAAGUCUGGAGCCCUGCUACACAUUGACCGUCAGCUUAUCCAGGCUGUGAGUGCCAGCUCCGGGGCUGCAGAGCUACAGGGUCUGGGUGUCGCCGUCUACGACCAGGAUGUGUUGGAGCAGGGGGUCUUGCAGCAGGUGGACCAGGCCAUACACGAAGCCAGCCAGGCUGCAGCCAAGGCCGAGGCAGAGAAGGAGUACCAGUCUGUAAUAGACGAUGUCAGGUCAUGUAUGGCAGCUCUGAAGCAUAUUAAUAAGAUCAUAGAGCAGCUGACUCCCUAUGCUACUUCCAGUAAAGACAUUAACAGGAAGAUGGAGUCUGUCAGACGGCAGAAAGAGAACAAGGAGAAGCAAUUGAAGAAGAUCAGAGCAAAGCAGAGGAGACUACAGGCCAUCCUGGGGGGAGAAGACACACUGAAGAUAGAGGCUGAGCUACUGCUGGAGGACGAUGUGGACGAAGAGCCCGGCCCAUCUACUCUGGGCAGUAUGCUGAUGCCGGAACAGGAGACUGAGUGGGAGGAGCUAAUCCGGACGGGUCACAUGACACCGUUUGGAACGAGGGUCCCUCAGAAGGAGGAGAAGAAGGAACCACGCAAGUUCAUGCUGUCUGAAAACUCUGGCUUCGACGCUUACCUGGCGGACCAAGCUAAGAUGGCAGUGGACAGGAAGAGACCUGCACCCCUAAAGCAGAAGAAGAAGACUGCUGUGGGCAAGGAAGGGAAAAAGACCAACGAAGCGGCUCUCCCCUCCUACUCUGUGGAUAAGAAGCUCCAGAAGCGAAUGCGUAAGCUGCAGAGGACCGCUCUGAAGGCCCACACUAAGGCCCCGGCUAAGAGGGUCACGCUGAUCCCCAAGCCCAGGACGAAGCUUCAAGCUGGGGGAGAUGAGAUGGACAGCGAGGGGUCUGAGUACCUCCCCAGUGAUGAACUGAUGGACCCUGAGAGAGAAGAGAGGGAGGACCGAGAUGAGGGCUGGGGAGAGGAGGAUGAGGUUGACUACUAUGAGUUAAAGCCCUACAGGAAGAAGAGUGAAGAAAAAGGGGGGAAGAAGGGGAAAAGGAGAGAGUGUGACGAGGAGUAUUACCCCGACAGCUCAGAGGAAGACAAGGGUUCAGGGAAAAAGGGAAAAGAGAAGAUGAAGAAAGACGACGGAGAUGUGGAGUUCUACAAACAGAGGAUACGGCGGUGGAGGCGGCUGCGGCUGAGAGAGAGGGAGGAGAAGAGAGAGAGAGGAGAGGAGGAGAGUGACCAGAGUGAUGCUGAGUUUGAUGAAGGAUUCAAAGUGCCUGGAUUCCUCUGGAAUAAACUCUUCAAGUACCAGCAGACAGGUGUAAGGUGGCUGUGGGAGCUACACUGCCAGCAGGCAGGGGGAAUCCUGGGGGAUGAGAUGGGUCUGGGUAAAACCAUCCAAGUCAUCGCAUUCCUGGCUGGCCUCAGCUACAGCAAACUACGCACACGAGGGUCCAACUACAGGUACCAAGGACUAGGUCCUACAGUGAUAGUGUGUCCAGCUACAGUCAUGCACCAGUGGGUCAGUGAGUUUCACACCUGGUGGCCCCCAUUCAGAGUGGCUGUCCUACACGACACGGGAUCCUUCACCCAAACAAAGGAGAAGUUGAUAUCAGAGAUGGCAGCAUGUCAUGGUGUCUUGAUAACGUCGUAUUCAGCCGUGAGGAUCAUGCAGGAGACCCUGCAGAGAUACGACGGCUGGCACUACGUUAUACUGGACGAGGGACACAAGAUCCGCAACCCUCACGCUGGAGUUACCACCGCCUGCAAACAGUUCCGUACUCCUCAUAGGUUCAUUCUAUCUGGCAGUCCUAUGCAGAACAAUCUGAAGGAGCUGUGGAGUCUAUUUGACUUUGUCUUCCCUGGCAAACUGGGCACGCUGCCUAUUUUUAUGGAACAGUUCUCUGUACCGAUCACCAUGGGGGGCUACAGCAACGCUUCACCUGUGCAGGUCCAGACAGCGUAUAAGUGUGCGUGUGUUCUGAGGGAUACCAUUAACCCUUACCUGCUCAGACGGAUGAAGGCUGACGUGAAGGCCAACCUCUCUUUACCUGACAAGAAUGAACAGGUUUUGUUUUGCAGGCUAACAGAGGCGCAGCGUGAGGUAUAUCAGGGCUAUCUGGACUCCAAAGAUGUCUACCAAAUACUGAAUGGAGAUAUGCAGGUGUUCUCGGGCCUGAUAGCACUGCGUAAGAUGUGUAACCACCCGGACCUGUUCUCUGGGGGUCCCAAGAUCCUGAAGGGUAUACCAGAGGACCAACUGACUGAAGAGGAACACUUUGGCUUCUGGAAACGUUCCGGCAAACUGAUGGUGGUGGAAUCACUGCUCCGACUUUGGUUUAAACAGCAACACAGAGUCCUGCUGUUCACACAGUCCAGACAGAUGUUGAGGAUAUUGGAGGUGUUUGUGAGGGAGAAUGGCUACACCUAUGUGAAAAUGGAUGGUACCACCACCAUCGCCUCCAGACAGCCUCUCAUCGCUCGAUACAACGAAGACAAGUCUAUCUUUGUGUUCUUGUUGACCACCAGAGUGGGGGGGCUGGGAGUCAACCUGACCGGAGCCAACCGAGUCAUCAUCUAUGACCCCGACUGGAACCCUAGCACUGACACACAGGCUCGAGAGCGAGCUUGGAGGAUCGGUCAGAAAAAGGAGGUGACUGUCUAUAGACUACUGACCGCCGGGACCAUUGAGGAGAAGAUCUACCACAGGCAAAUCUUCAAACAUUUCCUGACCAACCGCAUUCUGAAGGACCCCAAACAGCGACGCUUCUUCAAGUCCAACGACAUCUACGAGCUGUUUACCUUAUCUAACCCUGACGGGACGCAGGGCACUGAGACCAGCGCUAUAUUUGCAGGCACCGGUUCUGAUGUCCAAGCUCCUAAGAAGCCAGUCAGACCAAGGUCUAACCAUAGACACUCUGUAACCAAUCACAAUGUUAGCUCCACUGGAGGUGGAGCCAUCCCUUCCCCAUCGCCCCGGCCUGGAGACAGGACCAUCCACCUUCGCAGUAACAUCUCUCUCAAUAAGGACAGCCAGGAAGCCAACCAGGGCGAGGCAGAUAUUCCUAUUGGACAGUCCCAGACAGAAUGUGACACACAGCAUUCUAGGGAGGAGGGAAGCAAUGCUCAUAUACUCACAGACCCAGACAGAGACCAAAACUCCCUUCUGACCCACAAACACAGAGACUCACCCGUGACCAGCCCAAACCCACACAAACAUUCACACACUAACUCUGUCAGUCCCAGCACACAGAAACAACGAGACAAACACAGUCCACACAAACACAGAGAGUCUCAAGGACCCGGCCCCAGUCCCUACAAACACCGGGAGAAGAGGAAGCACUGUGACUCGACAGUAGAAGGACCUAAAAACAAACACGGGAAUCAGAAACAGGCCAAGGUCGAGGGUCAUCGCAUCUCUUACCUGGUGAAGAAGAGGAGCUACAAAGGACAAGAGGAGCGCGAGGAGCAGCCGGAGAAACAGGACCAGAGACAGAGCGACGACUAUGUACUGGCCAAACUCUUCAAGAAGUCGGGUAUCCACAGUGUGAUGCAGCAUGACUCCAUCAUGGAGGCGUCUAACCCAGACUUUGUCCUGGUGGAAGCUGAAGCUAACAGAGUAGCUAAAGACGCUUUGAAAGCUCUGAAGGUCUCCAGACAACACUGUAGACUGCCCUACAACCAACCUGCCCCAGCUCCAGCCAGGAAGAGGUUUGGUCAGAAGAAGAAUCCUUUGCUGUCUGCUCCUCCUGCUACAGUUGUCCCAGCUCGGGACAAAUGCAAGGUAACUACACACCUCAACACCACUGAGGUAGACAACAUAUUUGUAUUAGGGCACACAAAAUAAAAUGGUUUUCACAGGGUGUCUGCUGGUCCUUAAAAUGUUUUUUAUUUUUUAUUAAUUUAGCUAAAUGAAAGGCCUUUAAAAUGUCUUAAUGUCAGUUUUCAAUGGUCUUAGAAAAUUCAACCGGAGACGACUGUGUUUCCGCAAUGUUGUGCAGCUGCUUAUUGUUGCCACCACAGCAAAAUAAACAGUAUAGUGCAUUGUCUUCAUAAUUCCUCUAAUGAAAGUGUCUGCCCAUGUUCCUGUUUCGCCAGGACCUGCUGCAGUGAUAAUGAGCGAGCCACUUUUAACUUCCUUUUCCACUGCACUUAUUUUGGAGGAAAAAAAGUGUUCUGAUUCUAGCUAUAAGAAAAACACUGCAAUCCUGUGUAAUAUUCAGGGCAUAAAAUGAACACCCGCCACCUGACAAAUGCAGGUAGAUUUUGGCAUUGGUGGGUAAGAAUGUCUAAUUCACCAGCCACGUUGGCGUGUGGUAACUCCGGGCUCUACAGUGUGAGUGUUUAAUUUUUUAAAAAGUGUGUGUUGUGAUUUUAUAGCAAAAUAAAUGCUGCAGUAGCUGUUUUCAAAGUA